Rotaria sp. Silwood1 is the source of this 1896-nucleotide messenger RNA. NCBI's taxonomy places the organism in Eukaryota, Metazoa, Rotifera, Eurotatoria, Philodinida, Philodinidae. The record is from the annotation of a GenBank genome assembly.
AUGAUAUCAUUACAUAAAGUGUUCUAUUUAUUUCUUUGCAUUUGUAUUUAUUAUACAAAUGCAAGUUCACCAAUUGAGCAAGUUAUGGAAAAAUUAAUUAAACUUAUCAGUGAAGAUCAAGUUUUAAAACCAGCUGAAUUUAAAUUUCCACAAUGGGAAAAAAAAUUAGGUCUUUAUCGUUCUGAAAUUCGUAUAAACUUUUUUGGUGAACCAUUACAAGCUGAUUUACGUAAAAAUAAAUAUGUUUAUGUUUUUGAUAAUAAUAUGUUCGCUACUGGUUGGAUAUUAACUGCAUUAUUAGAAGCAAAUAUGUAUGGUCGUGCUCCAAAAGUAAUUGAUACAGAACAUUUAUCAUUAGCUAUUGAUGCAAUUGAAACAUUUCAUGAUCAUAAUCAAAAUGAAUCUUCUGUUCCAUUGAUGACAUUUUGGUCUCAAAUAUAUAAUCAAACAACAAAAACAUGGCAAUCAACACCAGAUAAUUUACGUUUUCUACUUAUGGAUUUUGAUAAUAGUCUUAAACUUAUUGAAGAUAUAUUAAAAUUUCUUGGAAUAAAAAAUAUUGCACAAUUAAUUGAUAAACUUCGUGCAAAUGUUGCAGCAUUUGAAGAUGUUUUUCAAAUUCCACCUGAUUUUGAUGAUACAUAUUUAAAUAUAGGUUUAGGUGCACAAUUAAAAUUAUUACAAGAUAAAUAUCCAUCGGUUUAUCAACGUUGGUUAGAAACAAAUUCUAAUAUGAAAAAAUUAAUCGAUUUAACAUUACGUUAUGCUUAUAGACCAUCAAGUGAAGAUUUAGAUUUAAAUACAAUUGAUCCAAGAACAUAUUUUUGGAUGAGAGAUUUUGUUCGAGAUAAUCCACAAGCAAUUAUAGCAACAACAUGGGCACAAAAUAUAACUGAAGUUCGUACAGUAGCACAUCGCGGUAUCAGAAUGCCUUUUAAUCUAAAUAAUGUUGAUGUUACUGUUGGUGCUAAUGUUUUAUAUGGAAUUACAAGUGCUAUUAUUUAUGAUUUAGUUGAUUUUAAAGAUUAUUUUAAUCAAGAUAUGCAAACAUUAUAUUUAUCAACAGCAUCAUUAAUAGCAUGGUCAAUAAAAAAUUCAAUGAAAAAUCGUCCUGAUCUUGCACAAGUAUAUUAUCCAUCACAUUAUAAUUUUCUUUGGUAUGGAUCACGUAGUUUAUUUCUUCUUGAAUUAGCACGUCGUCAAGGAAAAACAAUACCCGAUAUAUUCAAUCGUGUUUAUUCAAUAUUAGCUGAUGUUUAUCGUAAUGAUGUUGUAAAAUUUUUUCAAGAUCAUGUUCGUUCUGAUAAAUCAUCCUAUGAUGAUUUUCUUGGUACAAAUGAUACAAAUAUAUUUGGAAAAUUAGAACCAACAGGUGAAGAUAGAAUAUUUUCAACAGCACAAACUGUUAAUGUACUUAUUGCUUCAUUUACUUAUUUGGAUACAAAUACAGGAAAAUUAAAAUGGAUUAUGAAUGAACAACAAAUUGAUACAAUUAAAAUUAUGAUUAAUAAAUCAAUAUCAUGGCUUCUUGAUAAUGCAUUUAAAUAUCAACCUUUUAAUUGUUUUUUUUCAGGUUCUGUUAAAGGUUUAAAUCAAUUACCAUUUUGGUAUCCAGCAAAUAUUUAUCAAUAUUUAAAUGGAACUACUUUUGAUCCAGAUCAUUUCGAUAUGAAUAAUCAAGCUCUUCUUGUUGAUUCAAUUGUUGGUGUUAGUGGAUAUAUUGAUGAAACAAUAUAUGAACGUAUGAUAUCGGAAAAACAUUUUAAUAGAUCAACACCAACAACAUUUAGUGGAUAUAAUGUACCAGGUGCAGAAUUUCCUUUUUGGUCCUCACAACCUUAUACACAUGCGGUAACAUUAUUAGCACUUGCUCAAUAUAAUAAUUUGGAUGGAUAA